AUGAGAAUAUCGCUAGAAGACGAAUCUGGACUGACUUCUGAUAUUGAGGAUAGAUAUACGAUCAGACCUCACGCAGACGUUGCGGAAAGCCACUAUUCCUCAGUAGCAGGACGAGUCCAAGACGAAUGCUCCCUGUCUUCCCUAACGCCUGCCUCCCGAUCAAGCCCAUCACCGGCGUUGCAUCUAAAUCACCCUCCUCCCUCUGGUUUCAGCCCACAAGAGUCAGGAAGAGAAUCGCCUGGAGUAUAUCGAGAAAGAAGAUCAACAUACGGGGUUGUGGAUCAGGCAACUGCGAUCCCUGGCGGUAGCCCUGAGGCGAGAUCCUCCGAAGCAGGCGGUCAAUUCCUUCUUAUAUCUGAAAUACUCGGAGAAGAUUUGCCUCCUGCACACAUCAUCGAAUUCACUUUGGAAAACUACAUCAAUGCGGUGCACUGGUUUAUGCUUCUGUUCCAUGAACCUUCGUUCAGGGCCGAAUUGCAGAUCUUGACCGCCACCGGUUAUGUUCGCGCCGAUCGGGUCCCGUUCCUUCUUCUUGCUCUUCUCGUCAUCGGUAUCGGUGCCAGCUAUGCAACCAGCAGUGACGCCCAAGAGCGAUGCCCUGGAGUGGAUAUCGACGCCCUGGCGACAAGACUUAUCCGAAAAGUUGAAGGAAAGUUGCUUGACCUAUACGAUGAUGCGGGAAUCGAGACCGUUCAGGUGUUGAUUCUUCUCUCUGCCUACUAUUUCUACAACGGUCGGCCCCAUCGAAGUUUUGCACUGUCGGGGAGCGCUUUCAAAGUUGCUCAGGCUCUGGGUAUCCAAAGGGAACCAAGUUGGAAUUUCUCAGAUCCCAUUCUUCGAGAAGUGUGGCGCCGCUUAGGUUGGGCACUCUACGUUGCCGAUGUAUUUGGUGCUAUUAGCUACGGUACACCCUGUACCGUCCAAGAUAUUGAAUGGGACCUGACCUUCCCUGGUAACAUCGACGAUACCUCUUUGACUUGUCCCGGUUUUGAGUCCAUGGAAACGUACAAUGACGAAACAAUCGGACCAGUGACGAUUUUUUCCUACCAGAGAUACAAGUUUCGACUUUAUCGUAUUGCUUCUUCGAUCGCACGAAACGUUUAUAUGCGAAAUGGAGCCACUCUCCACCACGUUGUCGGAGAAAUCAAAGCCAUAAAUGAACGCCUUCAUCAAUGGGAGAAGUGUAUCCCGCGAGAACUACGGUUAAAGCAUCUCAGAUGCAAUUCCACAGACGAGAAGAUACGACAGACUUUCAAAAUAUUUCAACUUCAAGCUCUCGUACUGCAGUUGUCGUAUGAUAACAUCCAACUUGUCCUCCACCGGCCUUUGCUUACAAUGAAUCGGGUACCGAGAUGGCCCUUGGAGGGUGCUGCCUCAGCCGGCGAAUUGGUUCCGGACACGCGCAGAGGUCCCGCCGAUGAUGUGAAUGGCAUGAUUAGAACUAGCAAGUAUCAAUGCUGGGUAUCGUCCAUGAGAACGUCACGGCUCGGUGAAUAUGCCGACAUACUUGCCGCCUCACGAAACACUCAUGGUGCAGCAUACGUUGGAAUCCAGUCUUUUACUGCUGGAGUCGUGCUCGGGAUUUUUGCCCUGUCAGAUCCUCUAUCCGACCAAGCUCAUCGAGCCAAACAUGCGGUGAGUAAAAUCGUCAAACUCCCACGACUGCACAAAUACCGCACGGUCGUCUCGGAUCAAUGCGGUGCGAUCCUCGAGGAGCUCAUCCGAUUAGUUCUUGCCGAAGAGAUGAAAGCCCUCCUGACCGACGGAGAUCACCCAGCCCACAACGGGGCUGGAAUCGCUCUUCAAGACCGAGAAGUUCCUAGAAAUCCAUAUACGAACACCGACGACGUCCACACCUAUCAACAGCCACUUGCAGUGACCACUCAAGUUGGAGAACAAGUAUCUGGUGAUGUCGAAAUGCCCGAAUCCGAUUCUGCUGGAUUUUUAUCCCAACAGCCACCUGAUUUGCCUGAAGAUAUUGCUUGUGGAAAUUUCACCGAUGCACUCCUUUCCCUACAGGAUGGUACGGGCUCCUCUUUAGCCUGUUUAACACAUUUCUGCUAA
Rhinocladiella mackenziei CBS 650.93 is the source of this 2064-nucleotide messenger RNA. RefSeq lists its product as uncharacterized. The transcript has 3 exons. Gene Ontology annotation, molecular function: DNA binding; zinc ion binding. Lineage: Eukaryota; Fungi; Ascomycota; Eurotiomycetes; Chaetothyriales; Herpotrichiellaceae. Bases 1 to 2064 code for a protein of 687 amino acids. The record is from RefSeq and is a predicted model, not a curated record. Gene Ontology annotation, biological process: DNA-templated transcription.